Molecule: messenger RNA, 1392 nt
Organism: Fusarium keratoplasticum
Lineage: Eukaryota; Fungi; Ascomycota; Sordariomycetes; Hypocreales; Nectriaceae
Exons: 1
Coding region: 1-1392 (463 amino acids)
Biological process (GO): transmembrane transport
Cellular component (GO): membrane
Molecular function (GO): transmembrane transporter activity
Source: RefSeq, a predicted model, not a curated record
AUGGCAGUGCCACUGCUUUGUGGUGGCAACUAUGGCCUCUUCUGUGCAGUGUUUGCAGCUAUAGCAAUCAUGACCAUUAUUCACAUGGGCUACAUGGAGCUGGCUUCGGCCUACCCUUCAGCAGGUGGUCAGUUCAGGAUCGUGUACAAGGUUUUCCCACGUUCAUGUCGGUUUGUUUCGUUCUUAACUGGAUGGUUCACGAUUUACUAUUUCGUGGCAGCCAUUGCAUCGUGUGGUUGGUUCAUGGCAAAAAUGCUUCUCCAGUUGGUUAGUCUUUGGCAUCCUGAUUACGCCCCAAGCGUAUGGCAUGCCAUGUUGAUUCACCUCUUGCUGUGUGCAAUUGCCUUGAUCUCCAGUACGCUUUUCCCUGCUUCCAUCAAGUUUCUAGGUGCUUUCACCUUUGGCCUAUCGGUAUGUGGCUUCCUUACUUCCGUGAUUCUCGCCGGCGUGGGGCAAUUGAGCUGGUGGAAAUCUGGCGGCUUCCGGAAUACCAGCGGUUGGCCAGAUGUAUGGGCAAUGACAAUUGCCGUUACUUCCAGUCUAGCAGCUUUCUCUGGUCUCGAAGCUCCAGCUCAUCUAUCAAGAGAGAUCCGAGACCCUUGGUUCAUGGUCCCCAAUGCCAUCGGUAGUGCUGGAUCGUUGUCUGCAACGGCGGCCGUAGGAUGGGCCAUUGUUCUGGGCCUUGGUAUCACAGACAUUGAUGCCGUUGCACAGGCCGAACUGCCUAUCCUGGAAGUUUAUAAACAGACUUCCGAGGCCGUGCCAAAUCCCAAGGCUCUGGUAACCUUCUGGGCGGUCCUGUAUAUUGUGGUCUUCUACAACAUGCUCCUGAACCUCUUCAUUUCUUCAGGCCGUGUAAUUUGGUCCUUUGCCAAAUGCGGCGGCCUCGAGACCUCGCAUCUCACGACCCUCGACUGGGGCAGUCCUCUCAGGGCCUCCGCCCUCAUGUUCGGCCUACAGGUCCCAGCUAUCUUCCUAUUUUAUAUCCCAGGUUUCACUCAUGCCUCUUUGGCUAACCUUUCAGUCUUCUUUCUGAACAUCACGCUUGCCCUUCCACAAGCAGCACUAUUAUUUCGUGGGCGUGGGCGUCUAAACAGUAAGCGGUCGGGUUUCAGAAGUUAUGGAUACGCCAUCAAUGCUGCUUCUACUCUGCUUGUGGCCUUCUUUUCUGUCACAUUGCUUUUCCCCACCUCUCUGCCGGUUACAGGACGUAACAUGAACUAUCUAGUUGUGGUUGUAGUCAUCCUUGUUCUGCUGGUUCCUCUUCGCUGGUCGUACUUCGGCUAUAGCAAAUCUUUUAGGCCGCAGAAUAAGGAGCAGGAAGAGGGACGGGAAUUGGAAGAGACCCGUGUCCAGCAGGAGCCCCAGGAGGCGCGAUCCGAAAUGGUUUGA